Molecule: messenger RNA, 2798 nt
Organism: Drosophila serrata
Lineage: Eukaryota; Metazoa; Arthropoda; Insecta; Diptera; Drosophilidae
Gene: Oatp33Eb
Product: Organic anion transporting polypeptide 33Eb
Biological process (GO): transmembrane transport; sodium-independent organic anion transport
Cellular component (GO): basolateral plasma membrane
Molecular function (GO): protein binding
Source: RefSeq, a predicted model, not a curated record
UCGAAUAGACGUUGGUGCGUUUGGUCUUAGCCCGGCAAAGAUGCCAUAGCCCCAGGGCCACUGAAAACCAAUAUAUAUAUCAAUAAAUCAAUACGACAUACGAGUAAAGUGAAUAUAAUCGAAACCCCAACCCAAAUCGAAUACGAAUAUGGCGCAAAAUACCCGCAACUCCGAUUUAUCGCAGAUAGCGGUCAAUGCCAACAAUAUACCCGAUGAUAGUGUAGAUUGCGGCAUCAAGGGCCUGGGCUGGUGCCGUGGACCAGGAUGCCAGAAGUUCGCCCGCUUGCGUACAUUUGUCCUGGUUUUGGCCAUUUCCGGUACCUUCCAGGCGUGUGAGUCCUACUUCCGGGUUUCGGCCAAACAGGCAGCACUCGAAUUCGGAUACAGUACAUUGCUAGUCGACUGGCUGCUGGUGACCAGUGGUCUCGUCCAGGCUGUCUUUGCCCUGGCCUUUGCCUACUGGGCGGAUGUCUAUCAUCCCAUCAAAUGGCUGGUUGGAACUCUGAUGCUGCAGGCAGUCACCUGCGUGGUGGCCGUGAUUCCCUCCAUUAUGAACUUUGCAGAGGGUGCCAAACCCAAGGAUGCCCUGCUGGAUGCCAAUUUGUGUGCCACCUCGCUGGCCCAGUUCCAGAAGCUAACGCUAACCGAGGCCCAGAGCAGCACCCUCACCCUGGCCAUGCUCUUUGUACUGCAGCUGGCUCUGGGCAUGGGUAGUCUGGCUUAUUAUACGCUGGGCGUGAGCUACAUCGAUGACAACUCUCUGUCACAGGACAGUCCGGCGGUGAUAGCAGCCGCUCUGGCUGCCCGCGUUUUUGGCCAGCAAAUGGGCUCGCUCUUGGUCCUGGGAGUCGGCUUGACCCAUGUGGGCUGGUGGCUUGGCUGGGUGAUCAUAGCUCCCUUUAUAUUCGUGGGAGCCGUGAUCCUGGGAUUGUUCCCCAAGCGACUGCCCAAGACGGUGAUCCAUCAGGCCGCCCAGCGGAUCAUGGAACAGUCCAAUAUGCGAGCCUUUGGCAGUCAGUUUUCCACCUACUUGGAUGACUCUGAUUUCUGGCCAUCGCUUAAGCGGUUGUUCAACAAUCGCCUGCUCAUGUUCAACCUGCUGAGCAUUAUGUGUGUGCAAAGUGCGGUGGUUAACUUUGGCAUCCAGGAGGAGAGUUAUCUGCAGAGUCGCUUCUUCCUGCCCUACAACGAGCAAGAUGGCCUCACCGAGGAGUGGACCUCGGCAUUUGUAUCCUACUUCCUCAAGCCACCAGUUAUGGCUGUUGGAAUGCUUAUCAGCGGACUGAUUAUCUCCAAGGCAAGGCUUUCCGCUCGAACCAUUACUGGAAUUAAUAUCGGCUUGAGUUUGCAUUUGGUGGCCAUAUUCGUGGGCUUGGUCUUUGUCAAGUGCGAUGUUGGUGCCAUCGCUGGCAUUGUGGGAGGCAAGCUGAGCCAACCCUAUUGCUCCAGCCAGUGCCUGUGCACGCCCACCGCCUUCAUGCCGGUCUGUCCGGAAAAUGGCUCGGUUACUUACUUCUCGCCCUGCUAUGCCGGCUGCUCCAAACAGACCUCGAUCAACAGCUUCCAGUUGUUCGAGGGAUGCAGCUGCAGCGGGGAUCAGACUAUGAACUCCACUGGACAGAUGAGGGCAACCGCUGGAGCAUGUAGUGCCGACAGCUGCCAGUCGGCCAUUAUCAUCUUCCAGAUUAUGAGUAUCUCGGUGGCCUUCCUUAUGGGCAUUGGAGCCAUUGGCAAGACGUUGAUUACAUUGAGAGCUGUCCUGCCACAGGACAAGACCUUGGCCUUGGCAUUUGAGCUUAAUGUGGGACUUUUCGCCUAUGUUCCAGUACAUCUAAGCUACGACCUGGUGACACGUUCCACUUGUGUCUACUGGGCUCCCAACUAUGAGCGUUGCCUGCUGCGGGAGACGCCCAAGCAUGGCAACAUAAUAGAUAUCCUAACCGCCUCGCUUAUACUGGCCAGCAUCUUCUUCGACAUCUUUGUCUAUGUCUUUGCCAAGGGCUUGAACUUGUACAACUGCAAGGUGACGGAUAACAACUACACCCCCAGUCUGUAUGCGCCAAUUCCGCACGAGGACACAACAACAGUUUCGGGAACUGCUCCCCGAGGCGGUAGUCCUGUUACUACCACGACCACAUCUUUGGCGCAGGCCUCGCCUAUGCAACGACGGGAUGCUCCCCAGGUGUCGGAAGACCAUCAAGGAACAAUAUCGGUUUUCAGGAACCCCAGCUCGGUGACCACCUCGUCGGGCGGAGCUCAGAGCAUUGUGGAGCCGAGCAGUGGUGUUACCUACGCACAGGUUGUGUUCCCACCAGACAGACGCAAGCCGGACGAUGGCAGCACCAGUCCCAAACGAUUGGCAGUGCCUGCCAAUGUCCCCCUGCAUCUCCUUUCCGAGUCGGACGUUCGCAGCCAGUUGGGAAAUCUGAAGUCCUUCAACGCUCCCAAGCAGGAGGCAGACCGAGGUCAGGAUACCGUUGACACCGAUCACGACGAUCAUGUGGUGGUCACCCAGCCACAAGUUCAACCACAAGUUCCGCCGCAGGCAUAUGUGCUGCCACAGACUCACCAUCAGGAAGUAGCUCCUAUAAGCUCGGAUCUUCCAAGACCAGCAGAAACCCAGCACCAAAGGCUGUCGGAUGACACCAGGCCACAAAGCCCAGAAACGGAUUUCUGAGGAGGCCACAAAAAGUAUUCUAAAGAGUUAUACAUAGAGUUAAAAUAGAUUCCUAAGCUUAAGCCAGAUUCAAUGUGUAAAGAUAAAUCAUUUGAACAAAUAAAGUUAUUUUUCAUUCCAU